AUAAUCAUAGAGUCGAUAAACGGUGUCUUGUAUUAUUAGGUGCUUGAGUUUUUUUUUUUUUACGGGAAAAUGCACUCUCUUAAGGACUUGCUACGCUGUUUCAUGUAAUGCUCUGUAGACUGUUUAAAUACUCUCGGUCCAGCUCUACCGUUUCCCACGUUGCGAUUCGUAGUGCUCGCGGAGUGUCGAAAGAUCAACCGAGUGCGUCCAACCGAUCUCGUUAUUACGAGGGCUGAAAUUGUUCAGCAUCCUGCGCCUCUGUUAGACUAGACUAUGUGAAUGGUGCACCACAGGAUCAGGAAAGAGGAUGUACUCGGGGAAUUUGACCUGGACGGUCUUAUUAGGCUCAGAGUUCAAGAACAAGGUUCGAUCGGCCGCAGCUCUCUCUAUAAGCACAGUACGCCGAGCGUUUCUCUUCUCCCAAAGGUCUUGAACAUCCGAAUAGUAUUCGAUAGCUCGGGUGAGGGGAGAUCGGUCACUACCGGAGAUGCUUUGUUCGAGUUUGUAGAGAGCGAUCGUACCGACAACUGCCGCAAUCGAGAGAUAGAACCCUUUUCCAAAGGCUGGUGAAACAUUAAUCAAUAUCUAACUCAAAUACAUCAACAGGCCCUUUCCGGUGGGACCUACACUCUUCGGGAUAUUCGGGCGGCGGUGUAAAGUGAUGGAUCUCCUGGCCGUCUGGGGCAUUCGGAGGAGCUGCUUUACCCUUCUGAGCGUCGGUCAAGGUAGCACCAUGGCGUCGGCCCAGAACUGUUCUCGAGGAGCAGAAAACAGCCCUGCCGCUGCUUCGGAAGGCGAGCAUAACGAAGAAAUUAAAGGGAGACGGUGCACGAGUAUUUUGAAUGAAUAUGGGAUGAAGUUUGACUUCGGAAAUGGGUUGGGGUUGGCUGUGUACCGUAUGAAUCUCCUCCAAUAAUAGCCGGGUAACCUUACGUAUAGCGGACGCCGCGACUGUGGCUUUCUCUGGACAAUAAACUGGUUUAAUUUCUAGUCCAUCCUAGCAACUCAACAGCACCAUCUCAUCUCUCACUCACUCCACUCCACCCCCAUCUCACACAAGCUACUUCUUCUUCACCAUCGAGAACUAUGGCUUCUAGGUUUCCAUCCAUUGAGGAGUUCGAUGAGGGGCAAACAUCUGCUGCCACUGGUGGCGAAACCCCUUUGGAUCUUGGACUCGGCGAAACAGGCGGAAUGAAUUUCUCUGAGCGCGAGAGACUCGCUUUGGGAGAAGACGCAGCCCUUUUUGCUAAUCCAGCCGAUUCUGAUCUUCUUGGUGGGAAUAGCGAUGCCCAGGAGAAAUUCCAGCAGGAUUCCUAUGAGGGUACUUACUUCCCAGCUCUCGAUAAUCCGGUAGGUGGAGCAAUGCUGCAGGCCUCCCGCUUUUUUUUUUUGCUCGAGUCUUCUAGAAGAAGGUAUAUCUUCUAAUCCUAGGGUUCCCUGGGCAGAGCAUCGGUCCCGGGGGUGUCAUCACUGGAACCUCGGAGCCUUACCUCCCGAAUCAGAAUACUUAUUCCGGGAUGCCAAUGCAGCCCGAGGAAGAGGAACCCGAAGUAAUCAAGUUAGACAUCCUAAACUUCCACGAGUCUAUGUUACGGACCCUUCAGCUAACCCGAAACCCAUAGGCAAUGGCGCGAACGUCAAACUCUUGAGAUUCAGCGCCGUGAUGAGCUCUCGGAAACUCGCAAGCGCGAGACUAUCGAGAAAGCUCAGCGCGCCGUCGACGACUUCUAUGAGAACUACAACUCCAAGCGUGACAAGGCCAUCGAGGUGACCCGGUAAUCACAUUUAUGCCAACGCUCUCUGCGAAAAGUUAACGAUAGUACAAUAGUGCCGAAGCGCAGGAGUUCUUGGACUCUCGCGAGAAUACUACUUCCGGAGGCACUUCUUGGGAGAGGAUUGCAAAACUUGUUGACCUGACAGAAAAGGGUGCAAAGGCUGGCAAAAGCGACAAGACCAGAUUUAGGGAAAUGCUCUUGAGCUUGAAAAAGGACGAGAAGGUAAGCAUGUGAAAUAGGGCUAUUUCACUCCAGUUCUAGCUCUAACUUCAUAUCGCUUAGGCACCUGGCGCUAGUGGUUUCUGAAAUCCCUGAUGGGUACGGUUUAUCGGUAGGUCGUCUUUUUCUAAAAAAAAAAGGGCAAAAAAAAACAAGCAAGUAGGCGGGGAGCAUAGAAAUUCUAAUUUGUUUCCUUUUGUCCUCGUAUAUCUUUCUGUGCUGGGAGAAUGUACGAAACUGUAGCAGGGGCGUUGGCGGACAUUUCUAUUUUCCUUGUAGGAUACCUUUAUUGCUGCUGGUGUAGCCAC
This is a messenger RNA of Tuber aestivum (summer truffle), 2302 nucleotides long. The record is from the annotation of a GenBank genome assembly. Lineage: Eukaryota; Fungi; Ascomycota; Pezizomycetes; Pezizales; Tuberaceae.